CUAGGGAAUCGGAAGUGAGGUCCAAUGGUUGUCCUCGUUGUUGGCUGGUACCGAGGAACAGCGAGUGGGUGACAGCCUGAGUGGGGGGAAAAGAGGCCGGUGCGGCGGUAGGACGGUUCCUCUGUUCGCUCUCGGGUUCCUUACGCCAUGAGUUCCAUCGGCACUGGGUAUGAUCUGUCUGCUUCCACAUUUUCUCCUGAUGGCAGAGUAUUUCAAGUGGAAUAUGCUAUGAAAGCUGUGGAGAACAGCAGUACAGCAAUUGGGAUACGGUGUAAAGAUGGCGUAGUCUUUGGAGUAGAAAAACUUGUCCUGUCCAAACUGUAUGAAGAAGGUUCCAAUAAGCGGCUCUUUAAUGUAGAUCGUCAUGUUGGAAUGGCAGUAGCAGGGCUCCUGGCUGAUGCACGGUCUUUGGCUGACAUAGCAAGGGAGGAGGCUUCCAACUUUAGAUCCAACUAUGGCUAUAAUAUUCCAUUGAAACAUCUUGCAGACAGAGUGGCUAUGUAUGUACAUGCCUACACAUUAUACAGUGCGGUUAGACCUUUUGGCUGCAGCUUCAUGUUGGGCUCUUACGAUAAUGAUGAUGGUGCCCAGCUGUACAUGAUCGAUCCAUCAGGGGUUUCAUAUGGUUACUGGGGAUCUGCGAUUGGUAAAGCAAGGCAAGCUGCAAAGACAGAGAUCGAAAAGCUUCAGAUGAAAGACAUGACAUGCCGUGAUAUUGUUAAAGAAGUUGCAAAAAUAAUCUACAUAGUCCAUGAUGAAGUAAAAGACAAAGCUUUUGAACUUGAACUCAGCUGGGUUGGAGAAAUAACCAAUGGAAAACAUGAAAUUGUUCCAAAAGACAUUAAGGAAGAGGCAGAGAAGUAUGCUAAGGAGUCUCUGAAAGAAGAGGAUGAAUCUGAUGAUGAAAACAUGUAACACAUUGUUACUCUAAGACAAAUAUUUGAUUCUAUACUGCAGGCCUGUUUGUGUUAAUUGCCAUUAUGUAUGUGCUGGAAUAAUAUUUGGGGUGACCAACUUGCACUAAAAUAAAUCUUUUUUUCCAA
Hemicordylus capensis (graceful crag lizard) is the source of this 1043-nucleotide messenger RNA. RefSeq names its product proteasome 20S subunit alpha 3 (gene PSMA3). The record is from RefSeq and is a predicted model, not a curated record. NCBI's taxonomy places the organism in Eukaryota, Metazoa, Chordata, Lepidosauria, Squamata, Cordylidae. The coding region runs from base 148 to 915 and encodes 255 amino acids. Gene Ontology annotation, cellular component: synapse; proteasome core complex; nucleus. The transcript is spliced from 11 exons. Gene Ontology annotation, biological process: ubiquitin-dependent protein catabolic process.